Messenger RNA from Laetiporus sulphureus 93-53, 2847 nucleotides. RefSeq lists its product as uncharacterized. NCBI's taxonomy places the organism in Eukaryota, Fungi, Basidiomycota, Agaricomycetes, Polyporales, Laetiporaceae. Gene Ontology annotation, biological process: mRNA processing. The record is from RefSeq and is a predicted model, not a curated record. Gene Ontology annotation, cellular component: nucleus. The coding region runs from base 1 to 2847 and encodes 948 amino acids. The transcript is spliced from 9 exons. Gene Ontology annotation, molecular function: RNA binding.
AUGACGAGUAGACUCAAGCGCAAGCUCAAUGACCUCGGCGUCGACCCCUCAAGUGCAAAGGCGAACGAGUCCUUCUGCUUGAUUGGGACACCGCUGCCGCCCCUCGAGAAGUCCAAGGAUACUGGCGAAUUCGUGCCAUUAUGGAAGCAAGAGGUGCGGGAUGAGAAGGGACGAAAGCGGCUACAUGGAGCGUUCACGGGAGGCUUCUCAGCUGGUUACUUCAACACUGUUGGGUCAAAAGAAGGAUGGGCUCCCUCGACGUUCGUUUCUUCGCGAUCCGGCCGGGCCAAGGCGAAAGUCGCGCGUCCCGAAGACUUCAUGGACGAGGAGGAUCUCGCAGAACUGAGAGAGGGUCGGAAACUGGUAGACGAGAGCGAGGAAAUGGACUUCGGUGGCACAGAAGCUGAACUACAACGGCGGGCAGGCGCAGAUGUGGACAAGGAACUGGAGAAUGAACCCAUUACUGCUGUCCUGGAAGCCUCGCUAGCCCCCGCCCCUAAAGAUUCUGUUGGUGCGCGAAUACUUAAGAAGAUGGGCUGGCGUCUAGGCCAAGGUAUUGGUCCUCGUCUCACAUACGCACAGCGGAAAGCGCAGGAUGCAGGCCGCUACGAUGCAGUUGGAGAGAUGGCAGGAGAUGAGGAGGAUGAGGAGGCGGCGAAGCACCUAUAUCCGCGGCGAGACACGCCCGUUCUGCUGGCCUCGCGCAAGGGUAACUUCCAUGGGCUAGGCUACGUCCCUGGCAUGCGGUUGGAGGAACAUAUUGGCACCGGGCGGGGUGACGAGCGGGAGAGAGGCCCGCGAAUAGCGACUGGAUUCGGUCUUGGCGCACUGAACGAAGCUGACGAGGACGAUUUGGAUGUAUAUGAUAGUGGCAUAGCUCGCCAUCGACAUUCACAUCUAGCAUUUGAUGCUGCGGAUGAAGAUAACGGCAGGCCCGUUACUAUGGGCGGUUCUAGCGCUCGUCAAUCGACGCAUGCGCAUGAAAAUAGAGUAACGACUGGGGUGUUUGCACAAACGUUCAACGAUGGCCGCCCGGUACUGAAGGGCUUUGUGCUGUCUGAUCGGCCAGUCUCUGAGGACCGUUGGUUCCCCCUGCCGGAAGUGCCAAGGGGUUGGACUCCCAAUCCUCACAGGGUCUGGGAGCAGGACACGAAUAAAGAGAAUAUCAAGCAUGAAAUCAGCAGCCAUGUUGCUCCUGGGAAACCGCAGACACACACUCAAUGGAAGGAGAGCUUCAUAUCCGCGGAUCAGCGAGGAUCGAUAUUGGGCGAGAUGCCGUUGCCAUCCGAACCGCGUUCUAUAUUUGAAUACAUGUCUCAGAAAGAUAGGGAGCGAUUGCAAAAUAUCAAGAAUGCAAUCUCCGGUCCGUCAUCCACUGCGCCUUCCCCAGCGGCCCCGCCUCCCACACAGCAUGUGCCUGGGGAGAUAGAUAUACCAUAUAUCCAUCCCUCAGUCGCCAAAGCGGCCCUACAAGGCUUUCAGCCCUUCAUCACUGAUCCUGUCAAACAGUCCCGCUACACUGCCUUCCUUUACUUUCAAGCCUCACGCGGAUCCGUGGUACCCGGAGCUCCGAAUGAGACCGGUAUUGGGAUUGGCCCCACUCCAGGACAGUCCAUUGAGGAGUUAAACAAGGAGCUUGAUGACUAUGCGAAGGCGGCGGCGGUGUUCAAGCCGCUCUCGGGAGCUAUGGCAGACCGUUUUCGGAGCGCAGUAGUGGUUGAGAUGGGCCCGGCCAUUGUGGAGGGCCUCCGUCACCCCACGCACUCUAAUCUGGAAGAGGAGCAGCAGCCGGAAGUGGAAGAAGAGAAGAAGGAAGAGGACCCCAAGAUGGGCGCCGUGCGGCUAGGGAUGUAUGGCCCGCUGACACGGGAGGUGCAGCCGUGGCAGCCGGCGCGGUUACUGUGCAAGCGUUUCGCUGUCAAGGAUCCUGAGGUGGAUAUGAGUGGCGCGGAGGGGACAGGCAAUGCUGACUUUACCCCGACGGCCGCGGUGAAACAAGGCACACAGGCGGAUGCGGCGAUGUCAGAAGCUUCGGUUAUCACGUCGGGCUUGGUCAGUGCGGGCGCGAUAACGGAUGGGUCGAGCGGUGGCGCGCAGAAGAAGGGUACCGUGGACUUGGCGAACGUGGGACUAGGGGAGGACGACGAUCAGGGGCGCGACACACUCACGUAUCAAAGACCGGCCAUGGACGUUUUCAAGGCGAUCUUCGCUAGUGACGAGGAAGACAGCGAAGACGAGGUUGCAAGUGAGAAUCCGGAGAAGGCCUACAAUAAGGUGGAUCUUGACGAGACGUCUGCCCCACAGCCUGGCGUCCAGGUCGAGGCGGAAAUGGUACCCUCCCAUCUCACUGCUGGCGAUUCAACUACCGCGUCUUAUGUACUUGCGAAGGAAGGCGCCGCGGCUACUUCUACAUUGCCGGAGAAAGUGGACCUUGCAUCCUUCAAGCCCACAUUUGUUCCGCGCUCUGAACGAGAAUCUCGCAAAGAUAAGAGCAAAGACAAGGAUAAGAAGGAGAAGGACAAGAAGAAGAAGUCGGCAAACAAGGCCACCCUUAUGUCGUUUGAUGUGGAAGAGGACGGCUUCGGGCUCAACCUUGGCGCGGUGCGUCGAGAGAAGGACAAGGACAAGGAACGGAAGAAGAAGAAACUCAAGGAGCACAAGGAGAAAGAGGAGGACGACAGUAUGUGGGUGGAGAAGCCACUGCCAGAAGCAGUGAAGAGCAUCGUGAUGGACAUCUCUCCGCCUGAUGUGCCUGCGCGUGCGUCAGCCGAGCCGUCACCAGUCGUUACUGCGGAAGGAGAGGUGAAAGGUCCACGGGGGAGAAAGAGAGCGAUAGAUUUCAUGUAG